Molecule: messenger RNA, 2388 nt
Organism: Schistosoma bovis
Lineage: Eukaryota; Metazoa; Platyhelminthes; Trematoda; Strigeidida; Schistosomatidae
Source: the annotation of a GenBank genome assembly
AAAUGGGUCGUCUAUACAUACUUUGCUGAUCUUUAGUUAGGUUAAUCAAAAUCUGAAGAUUAUGUUUUAUUGAAAUUGGUGAAGGGAUAUUUGUUCAACUGCACUAUUUUUGUAGUUCCUCCAUUUGACUAGGCUGUUGUUCUGACUGUGAUGUAUCCACACAAUCCGUAUUUUGGGUUGGCUCCUCAAUAUUAUGGUUUCGUUGGUAUUACUCCCAUGGCACCAAUGGCCAUACCCCCUCCACCACUGGUUACUGUGCCUACGGUAAUCCCACCACCGAAUGUUGCCGCCCCGGUUGUGCCUGCAGUUGCUGAAACUCCAAUUUAUGUGAGGGAAAAGCCUCCGGUCACCACUGUUUUUGUUGGUAACAUAGCUGAAUGCGCUCCUGAUCAACUCAUAAAGGCGCUUUUAAUGCGUUGCGGAAACAUCCUAAGCUGGAAGCGAGUUCAGGGGGCAUCCGGAAAGCUCCAGGCUUUCGGCUUUUGUGAAUACGAAGACCCUGAAUCCACCAUGAGAUGUGUACGUCUCCUAAAUGGUUUUAAAGUUGGUCCUAAGGCCUUGCUAGUAAAAGUUGAUCCGAAGACCGAAGAUUUGUUAAAUGAGUAUAGAAAAAAGAAAGAAAAGGUGGGCGAAGAGGGCACUUUGGGUGCCACUUCUGAUGAGAUCGACCAAUCGACUCAACGAGAUGAUGAAACUGUUAAGACAUCGCUUGAAAACAUUAUCAAAGAGAACAAAGCUAUGCUAGAGGAUGAGGGUGCUGCCAAGAAACAAGACCUUCACAUGGAGGGACCGCGUCACCUUACUAUUGAGGAUAUGGACCUUGACAACGAUCGUAAAGAUCUCAUUAACCGUGAAAUUGAGAGCUUUCGUAAACGAAACGAGAAGGAAGACCAGAAUGAUAACAAACAUUCACGCUCGAAAGGUACAGAUUCUGGACGCUCAAGCUCUACAAACUUGCAAUUACAUUCGUCAUAUUCUCUGAAUGACCGGGUUGAUCGUGAAUACCGCCGAGAGAGAGGUCGCCGAAGUAGGAGUCGCUCAGGUUCAUUGACUUCUAGGUCACAGAGACCAAUAACUAGUUGUUUUUUGACGUCGAACAAGGAUAUUGAUAAUGAAGAAGAAUCAAUCAAGAAGAAGUUAGAGAAAAAGCUUCGCGAAAAAGAAGAAUCAUACCAGAAGAGACUAAAGCAGUGGGAAAUUCGUGAACGAAAGAAGGCCAAUGAAUAUGAACAUGAGAGAGAUCAUGAAAGGAAACGACAACGUGAAUUGCAGAUCGAAGCUCAAAGGCUAAAGGAGUUUUUUGAAGAUUAUGAUGACAAUGUAGAGGAUCCUAAAUAUUACAGAGGCAGUGCCCUACACCAGCGUUUGAAAGAUCGUGAAAUUGAAGAAGCGGCUGAUGAACGUGAUCGACAAAAGGAAAUCGAGCAACUUGAAACAGCUCGUCGAAAGCUAAUUGAAGAGGGUGAUCCGAAUGCAGAAUCCAUUAUAUUUCAAAUGGAACAAAAAAUGCAGGAGCAUCUCAGAAGAUGUUUACUGGUCAAUGGUGAUAUGUCCAUCGAAUCAAAUGAUAACCAAUGUCCUGAACCGGUUAGUGAAAAUUUGCCGAGCGCUGAAGAUGAGUCUAAAAACCUCGAGUGUGUGGUUAAGUCACUUGAAACCAAUAAUUUAUCACCUGCAUGCAAUGGCGUUACCUCUGAGUUCGAACCUGCUGCUCCUGAAGAGACGUCUGUCAGUUUACUGAAGGAUGGUUCCAAUACAUUUUUAUUUUCAAUGAGUGCAGUUGAACCAGUAGUUCGCAAAACUGCAUCGGCAUUCGCUGAUGAAGAGCAGGAUGAGAAACCGAAAAAACAUGGUCUUUCAUGGCUGCCACCGUCAGCUUUAAAGGCUAAUUCAAUAUCCAAUCCUUCAAAUGGUGGCGAUUCAAACCAAAAUGAUUCAAACAACUUACCACCAGUUUCAGCAUUGUCAACAGAAGAAAAAAAAGCAAUUAUCAAAAGAAUUAUUGAGGGGAUACCAACUCACAAAAGAGAAUUAUUUGCUUAUCCUAUUGACUGGGAUAUGGUUGAUGCCGAUUUCGUCAAUUCUCGAAUAAAGCCUUGGGUAGAUAAGAAGAUUGUAAGUUAUAUCGGAGAAGCAGAAGCAACAUUAUCCAGUUUCAUAUGCGAUCAACUACUACACCACAAUCCACCAGAACGUAUACUUGCUGACAUUGCCAUGGUUUUAGAUGAGGAGGCAGAAGUCUUUGUUGUAAAAAUGUGGCGUCUGUUAAUAUAUGUGAUUGCAGAGAAAAAAGCUGGACUUAGUGCUUAAAUAACAUACUCAGAUGACUUACUUUUGUACAAAUGUUUUUUUAUUCUGAUUUGUAUAAAUAAAUUGUAUAAAUUAUCC